This is a messenger RNA of Aegilops tauschii subsp. strangulata, 1007 nucleotides long. RefSeq lists its product as uncharacterized. NCBI's taxonomy places the organism in Eukaryota, Viridiplantae, Streptophyta, Magnoliopsida, Poales, Poaceae. The record is from RefSeq and is a predicted model, not a curated record.
GCACAUUUGUGACAGCCAAGCAAGCAAGCAAGCAUCAACACGUACGAGUAUCCAUCACUAGCUAGCUUAGCUCACCAUCCGCUCUUAAAAUGGCGGCCUACUACAACGGCGGCAGGCCCAUGUCCUACUCCAACACCGAGGAGUCCUUCGACGGCGGCAGGACCAUGUACUCCACCACCACCGAGGAGUGCUACGACGCUGCCAAGCUCGGCCAUGGUACCGGCUAUGGCCACGGUCAGAGCCAUGGCAAUGGCGGGACCAACAUGUACUUCAACAACACUGGGGUCGACUCCAGCAUGUACGGGCAUGGCGGCGGCGGUGGCAGGACCGUGUACACCACCACCACCGACGAGUGCUUCGACUCCGUCAGGCCCGGGUAUGGGCAGGGUCACGGCUACGGGCAGAACAACGGUGGGACCAUGUCGUACACCACCACCACCGAGUCCUUCGGCGGAGGCGACCAGGGGCAGGGGUACUACAAGAAGGAAGUGACACAGCACAAGAAUAUGGAGCGCGUCGGCGAGGCCGGCGCCCUCGCCGCCGGUGCCUUCUCCCUGUAUGAGGGGUAUGAGGCGAAGAAGGACCCGGCGCACGCGCGGAAGCACCAGAUCGAGGCCGGCCUGGCAGGGGUGGCGGCGGCCGGCGCCGGUGGCUACGCGUACCACGAGCACCGCGAGCAGAAGCAGCCUAGCUACGGCGGAAAGCAGGUGUACAGGAUGCCCGUUCACAACAGCUACUGCAACUAAGUAAUCAUGCAUGCAACCAACGUCGAUCUAUCCUAUAGAUUCCAAUAAGAUCGAUAGAGAAUAUCAUGCUGCAGGCAUGCAUGCCUUUGCUUAAGCACUCUUAAUUUCGGCGUCCCUACAAUAAGCCAGCUGCAAGCGUGCGUGCUGCCGCUCACGUGUGUGUCUGGCAUAGUAUGGUCGCCAAUAUGUACGUGUGUAAUGUGAUCUAAAACAUCAUUAUUAAUACUAGUCGUCAACCCGUGCAUCUGCACAGGCUUGGAA